AUGGAGAACAAGGCCAUGUACCUUCACACCUUCAAUGAGAGGGAGAACGGCUCCGUCUUUGAGGAGCCCUUCGAGGGAAGGAACCUCUCCAAACUGAACCUCUGCGAGGACGGUCCCAGGCAGAGGAUGAAGGCAGCAGGACGCUGCAGCCGGCUGGGCUCCUUGGCAGCACUGAAGUACGCCGUGGUGGGACUCUACCUCCUCGUCUUCCUCAUCCUCGUCGGAGUAUUCAUCCUCGCAGUCUCCAGACCGCAGACAUCCCCCGAGGACCUGAAGGUGCUGAUGGGGAACGUCAACCGCCUCAAUGAGAGCUUUCGGGACAUGCAGCUGAAGCUGCUGCACCUACCUGUGAAGGGGGAUGUGCUGGAUCACAUCUGGAGGCUCCAGGACCUCCUGCAGAACCACUCAGACUCCUUGUUCCUCAUGACGGGGUCACUGCAGAAGCUGGAAGGGCUUCUCUGGAGCCUGCAGACCCAGGCCAGCCAAACCGACAAGGCAGUGUCCAACCUCUGGGACAGCUUGACCCAGCAGAGCGACGCGGCUCAGCAGGAGAUGUAUAAGCUCUCCGUGGAAGGCAACAGCAGCCGGCUGCUGCUGCAGCACCAUGACCAUCUCCUGAGCCACCUGGGCAGCAGGGUGGAGAGCCUGAGUGACCAGAUGACGACCGUGAGCGGGGCCGUGGACACCAUGAACAGGACCUUCUCCUAUGACGUCAACAUCCACCAUACCCGCAUCCAGGACCUGCAGGUGCUGAUCAGCAACGCCACCGAAGAUGCCCGGCAGAUGCGUCUCAUCCAUAUAGCCAUGGAGGAGCAGCUGAAGCACGAGCUGGCCAUCCUCAACAACGUGACAGAGGACCUGCGGCUGAAGGACUGGGAGCACUCUGUCGCACUGAAGAACAUCUCUGUCAUACGGGGGCCACCAGGACCCAAAGGAGACCAAGGCAAUGAAGGGAUGGAGGGUGAACCUGGUCUUCCCGGCCUGCCUGGGCUGCGAGGGCUACCCGGGGAGAGAGGACCACCAGGACCACGUGGCUUGAAAGGGGACCAAGGAGACCUUGGCCCUCCAGGUCCAGUGGGGAUGCGGGGGUUCAAAGGUGACCGAGGCCCGAAGGGAGAGAAGGGGGACCGAGGCGGCAGCACAGCAGCCGCCGAGGAGGGGAUGAUUCGGCUGGUGAACGGCUCCGGCUCCCACGAGGGACGGGUGGAGGUCUUCUAUGACCGGCGUUGGGGCACGGUGUGCGACGACGGCUGGGACAAGAAGGAUGGAGACGUGGUGUGCCGGAUGCUGGGCUUCCGAGGCGCCGAGGAGGUGUACCGCAUGGCCCGGUUCGGCCAAGGCACGGGGAGGAUCUGGAUGGACGACGUCUCCUGCAAGGGGACAGAGGAGAGCCUUCUGCGCUGCAGCUUCUCCAGCUGGGGCAAGACCAACUGCGGCCACGCCGAGGACGCCGGCGUCAAGUGCCUGACGCCGUGA
This is a messenger RNA of Haliaeetus leucocephalus (bald eagle), 1476 nucleotides long. RefSeq names its product scavenger receptor class A, member 5 (gene SCARA5). Gene Ontology annotation, molecular function: ferritin receptor activity. The transcript is spliced from 8 exons. Gene Ontology annotation, cellular component: plasma membrane. Gene Ontology annotation, biological process: iron ion transmembrane transport. The record is from RefSeq and is a predicted model, not a curated record. Lineage: Eukaryota; Metazoa; Chordata; Aves; Accipitriformes; Accipitridae. Bases 1 to 1476 code for a protein of 491 amino acids.